This is a messenger RNA of Exophiala oligosperma, 687 nucleotides long. RefSeq lists its product as uncharacterized. Lineage: Eukaryota; Fungi; Ascomycota; Eurotiomycetes; Chaetothyriales; Herpotrichiellaceae. The transcript has a single exon. The coding region runs from base 1 to 687 and encodes 228 amino acids. The record is from RefSeq and is a predicted model, not a curated record.
AUGCCGCUCCCAGAAGCCGUGCCGCAGCCGUCUAUGGUGUUUGAAACAACCGUUGUGAUGUGCGAGGCCGAGUUUGACGAUGUCGUGAUUGCCGUGGAACUCGCUGUGAUCACUGUCAACGUAGACUGGGACGCCGUCAUUCCACUCGCACUCGUGGAGCCGGUUGGGCUGGUCAAUGUGAUUGUGGUGCUCGAAAUGACAAUAAUCGAGUACGUCGAUGACAACAAGCUUGAACUCGACACGUAUGGCAUUGUCGAUGGACUGGGUGACGAACUCGACGAAUCUGGGCUCCUUGUCGUCCGAGACAUUGACGACACUGCUGAUGUGGUGAUGACAACGGUGGUGCCGCUGAUGACGGUCACUGUGGUCGUUCGAGAUGCGCUGUUCAGUAUCGGGCCACCCGAGUUGGAUGAUGAAGGAGAAGACGAAGAUGAACGAGACAAAGAAGAUGAAGCAGGUGAGGACAUUGCGGUACUCGAUGCAAGAGUCGCACUAGAUCUCGACAUUGUCACUGCGGUCGAUGUCAUGUUGGCAUAUCGGCUGGACGUCGACGUUGCCCUGAAGACACCAGACGUGGCGGUGAAGGAGGUCGAACUGGUGCCAUUUGCCAAACACGACGCCGGUAUGGAGAAACAACACGGCAGACCGGUUGUCGAGGACGAAAUGGGCUCAAGUGCACCGGUAUAG